Trichosurus vulpecula (common brushtail) is the source of this 2703-nucleotide messenger RNA. RefSeq names its product cyclin Pas1/PHO80 domain containing 1 (gene CNPPD1). The record is from RefSeq and is a predicted model, not a curated record. The coding region runs from base 762 to 1997 and encodes 411 amino acids. The transcript has 9 exons. Gene Ontology annotation, cellular component: nucleus; cyclin-dependent protein kinase holoenzyme complex. NCBI's taxonomy places the organism in Eukaryota, Metazoa, Chordata, Mammalia, Diprotodontia, Phalangeridae. Gene Ontology annotation, molecular function: protein kinase binding; cyclin-dependent protein serine/threonine kinase regulator activity. Gene Ontology annotation, biological process: regulation of cyclin-dependent protein serine/threonine kinase activity.
CCCGGGCGCCGGAGGGCCGUUGAGGUGCGCCAGGCAAGGGGCCUGGGCCGUGUGGGGUUUGCAUCAGGCACGGUCAGCUCCGCCCCGUCAACUACGUUAUCGAGGGCCCACCCCCUUUCUCCUCCCACGGGGUGAAAAACAAACAACAGCGAGUGACCCAGUUAGGUGCCUCGGGCGGGCGGAUGUGGGCGACGCCCUGGUCUUUGCCCUCUCGUGUUGUCAAACCACCGAGUGUCCGACGCUAACCCGAACACCUUGUGAUGAUGUUGCCGAGACUCAUAAACAGUUUUAAUAAAUGCUUCCUGAUCUCCCCGAACACUAGCACGCCUGUUUUUUGUUUUUGCUCACACCCAAACUUUUUUGUCACUGUUAGCCUUUAUCAGUCAGCAAGCAUUAAGUGCAAACGACUAAUCUAUAGAGCAUUUAUUGUGUGCCAAGCAACGUGCUAAGCGCUGGGAUAAAAAAAUGACGAAAACUAUCCCUGCCCUGCCAGAGCUUCCAUUCUAAUGAAGAAAGCGUGCACGUCUACAGGUACGUGCUACAUAGAGCAGGUGCAAGGUGGCCUUGGCGGAAGGACCUUAGGAAAGGCCACCCCCCGCCCCCCGCUCCGGGACGUUUAAGCAGAGACCGGACGGCAGCCGGCCAGGGAUUCUAGACGCAGAGGUGAAGGGGAGAGCAUCCUUCGUUUCUCUCCUGGGAUACAGAAAGAGCCUACAAACUCUUGGGGACGCGUAGCCCUUCCAGGUGGCGUUGGCGGCGGGAUGGACCUGUCCGGGCUCCUGCUGGACGAGGAGGGCGCAUUUUCACUCGCGGGCUUCCAGGAGUUCACGUUUCUCCCUGGACAUCAGAAACUGAGUGAGCGUGUCAGGAAGCGACUUUACUAUGGCUGGGACCCUGACUGCGGCCUAGAAGAACUGUCCAGCCCUGUGGCAGACAUUGCUGUGGAGUUGCUCCAGAAGGCAGCCCCUAGUCCUAUUCGCCGGCUCCAGAAGAAAUAUGUAUCUCAUGUGUCCCGGGAGGCAUGUAUCUCUCCAUGUGCCAUGAUGUUGGCUUUAGUUUACAUUGAACGACUUCGGCACAGAAACCCUGACUAUUUACAACAUGUGUCAUCUUCUGACCUAUUCCUCAUCUCUAUGAUGGUGGCCAGUAAGUACCUGUAUGAUGAAGGGGAAGAGGAGGAAGUCUUCAAUGAUGAAUGGGGGGCUGCAGGGGGUGUGGCUGUACCUACUCUCAAUGCACUGGAGAGAGGCUUCCUGAGUGCCAUGGACUGGAGCCUCUACACUGAUCCUCGGGAGAUUUUUGAGGUGCUGAGUUGGCUGGAGGGCUGUGUUGCUGAGCAGCAGGGUCGACGCCGUGGCUGGUAUACCUACACAGACUUGUGUGUGCUGUUGGAGCAACGAACCUGGCAAUUGGCUUUGGGCUCACUGUGCCAACGUCUGGCCAAGCUGGCCUGCCUGCUAGCCUUGGCUUAUGUGAGCAGUGUAGCUGUGGCCGUGGCCUCUGUGACUGUCCUCCACCAGACCUUGGGGCUGCAUGGCAGUCUUCCACCAGGGCCCCCUGAUGUUGGCUGUCUUACCCCCAAGUGCCCACCAGGGCCUUGUUCUCUGUCUUCAGCUUCUGUUCCACAGUUCCUACCCCUGUCAGCCAACACCUCCCAAAAUCCAGUGGGGGAAAUGGGACUGCAUUCACUGUGGGGGAGUCUUCUGGCUACACUGAGUCCUUCUCCAUUGCCUCCAGCACCUUUACCAGGCACCCCGACUUCUCAGCCCUGCCCCCUUUGUCGGCAGCUCCAGAUAGACUCCCCAAACCACUAUGCCUGUCAGCGUACCAACUAUACAGCCACAAUGAGGCCUCUCAGUCCCUGGUAUCCUCCACCUGGCCAAGCCCCACCCUGGCCCUGGAGCCCUGUAGCUCCUGUCCUACCCCAGCCACAGCAGUGCUCCUUGUUUGGUGCUAUGGAGCUGGCCCGCCUCAAAUCCUUUAUCUUUCCAGGAUAGAUAGAGACUCUGGAAAUGUGUUGAGGGGAGUUAGGUUGCCCUGGGGGACUUACAGGACAAAGUUUUAUCCAUUGGGAAAGAAGAAUUUAAAAACGUGAUUUAGAUUCUCUCUUCCUUUCUGGAUCCUUUGUUCUCUUUCCUCUAAGGGGAAAGGUAAAUGGGGUUGUUGUGGCAGCGGGGUGAAGAGUAUGUAGUUUGUCUUUGUUGCCUUUGCCUAUGGCUAGUUGCCACAGAAUUGGCUUCAUGAUGUCACUUGGGAAGGUUUCAUCCUGGUGACCUGUGUGAUGUCACAUGCAGAAGGCCGGGGGAAGACCUGGCCACCUUUCUGAGGCUUUCUAGAGUUGAUAAUGACUUUUGCUCUUGUUUCUUAGGAUGAGCGGGCAAGUAUGAGAGUAGAGGGAUAGAUUGAGACUGGUCUAUGUGAAGUCCCUAGAGCUUGAGUGCUAGGGGAUGAUAGGACCAGGGAGCUGGAGGGUGCUCGGGAGGUGGUGGAGAAAGAGCCCCUUUCCAGUCAAAACUUAGAGGGUUCUUAGCCUUUAGCCUCUGUCCUCCAGUGUCCCCUGCCCAUAUACUCUUAUCUACUCUUUGAUGGUGCCGCUCCCCUGUGUCUCUUUCCUCAGGUCUCUGGCCCUUGGUUUGUACUUGGUUGGUUUUUUCCAUGCUUUUAUAGAAGAAUUUGAGGUUUCAAUAAACAGUUUAAGUUGCA